Molecule: messenger RNA, 312 nt
Organism: Cyprinus carpio (common carp)
Lineage: Eukaryota; Metazoa; Chordata; Actinopteri; Cypriniformes; Cyprinidae
Product: acylphosphatase-2-like
Exons: 4
Coding region: 49-312 (87 amino acids)
Molecular function (GO): acylphosphatase activity
Source: RefSeq, a predicted model, not a curated record
UAAGAACGUUGGGUCGCGUUACAUUUGCAAGUCGCGUCGCGUUUAUUUAUGAUUGUCUGUCAUUUAAACGUCUCUUGGACUUCUCUUUUGGUCCUAACCCUUGUCAUAUUGUUUGCAAUGUCUUCAGACGCCGGUGAUAAAUAUGUUUCUGUAGAUUUUGAGGUGUUCGGGAAUGUUCAAGGUGUUUGCUUCAGAAUGAGGAUGCAUGAACUGAUUAAAUUAUACAGAACAAAAGCGGAGAAACUCGGCGUGACGGGAUGGGUAAAGAACACUAGACAGGGCACUGUGGUGGGACGGUGCGGGACAUCCUGA